Messenger RNA from Geodia barretti, 225 nucleotides. The record is from the annotation of a GenBank genome assembly. NCBI's taxonomy places the organism in Eukaryota, Metazoa, Porifera, Demospongiae, Tetractinellida, Geodiidae.
GCUGUUUUUACUACUUGUUGGCGGUUCGUGAUUCUCUAUCGCCCCGGCGAACUGUUAUGGUCAGGUCUUUUUUGUGAAAGACAGCGAGUGAAAACGGGGCGACGUACGGACCCAGACGGGCCCCGCAGAGUCUCCACAGAGCGAGACGCUGCACUGGGAGGGUCCGUAAGAGGCCCUCCAUGUUAUUGGAGUUUCAGGGGAAACAUACAACAACAGAGAACCCAG